This is a messenger RNA of Salvia hispanica, 1686 nucleotides long. Its product is annotated as putative serine/threonine-protein kinase PBL11. Gene Ontology annotation, molecular function: ATP binding; protein kinase activity. Lineage: Eukaryota; Viridiplantae; Streptophyta; Magnoliopsida; Lamiales; Lamiaceae. The record is from RefSeq and is a predicted model, not a curated record. Gene Ontology annotation, biological process: protein phosphorylation.
UUUUCCAUAAUUUCAAUUCCAUUUCCCCUGCUACAUCUACUGUUUUAAUUUCCCAUUUUUAACACCAAAAAAAAAAGCUGAAGAUCCCCUAAUCCAUCUCUCCCAUUAGUAUUAGCAUCUGGUUUGAACUAAUAGGUUGUGUGGUUUUAAGAUAGAGAAAACAAGAAAAGCGUGGGAUUUUACAUUAGAUCUAGCGCUGUUAUUGAAGUUCGAUCGAGAGCAUGUUGUUCCACACUUGUGUUUGUAUUUACACUCACCAAAAAUGUGAUCUUUGAGCUGCAUAAAAUGGGGAUCUGUUUGAGCAAUCAGAUAAAGGCUGAGAGCCCUUUUCAUACCACCACAGGUGCAAUCUCGUCUAAAAUGAUAAGCGGAGAUGGGACCGAGUUAAGCUGUUCGAGUAGCAAGAGAUCCUCUGCUUCCAUACCUCCAACUCCCCGGAGUGAAGGUGAGAUAUUGCAGUCCUCCAACCUGAAAAGCUUUGCCUUCAGCGAUCUCAAGGCUGCCACACGAAACUUUCGCCCCGACAGCGUGUUGGGGGAAGGAGGUUUUGGUUCUGUUUUCAAAGGUUGGAUGGAUGAGCAUUCUCUCACAGCAUCAAGGCCUGGCUCUAGCAUGGUUGUUGCUGUCAAGAGGCUCAACCAAGAGGGCUGGCAGGGCCACAAGGAAUGGUUGGCGGAAAUCAACUAUCUUGGGCAGCUGCGUCAUCCGAAUCUUGUGAAAUUGAUUGGUUACUGCUUAGAGGAUGACCACAGACUUCUGGUGUAUGAGUUCAUGCCAAGGGGAAGCAUGGAGAAUCAUCUAUUCAGGAGAGGGUCUUACUUCCAGCCGCUGUCGUGGCGCAUAAGAGUGAAAAUUGCUCUGGGUGCAGCAAGGGGUCUUGCCUUCCUUCACAAUGCUGAAACACAAGUGAUAUACCGGGACUUCAAGACUUCUAAUAUCUUGCUUGAUUCGAACUACAAUGCCAAACUCUCUGAUUUCGGACUGGCUAGAGACGGGCCAACUGGUGACAAGAGUCAUGUCUCCACUCGAAUCAUGGGUACUUACGGAUAUGCUGCCCCGGAGUAUCUAUCCACAGGCCACUUAACCACCAAGAGCGAUGUAUACAGCUUUGGAGUGGUAUUCUUGGAGAUUCUAACUGGUAAGAAAGCAAUAGACAAGAAUCGGCCGAUGGGGGAGCAUAGUCUGGUGGAGUGGGCGAAACCUUACCUGACAAACAAGCGCAGAAUAUCCCGUGUGAUGGAUAGCCGCAUUGAAGGGCAAUACACAGUUGAUCUAGCCUUAAAGGCAGCUGCCCUUGCUCUCCAAUGCAUAUAUAUGGAUCCCAGAACUAGGCCUACUAUGGAUGAGGUGAUAAUAGCUUUGGAACAGCUCCUUGACUCAAAGGACGCCUUCAAAUCCGAAAAGGAGGAAAAAGAUCACGGCCUGAAUAGGCGACGCCAAUCAAAUUCAAAUGCCGGACCUAAGCCCUGCAAGACCAGUGCUGGAGGAGGGCGCCCCGCACCUGCUUAUCCGAGACCUGCUCUUUAUGCAUAGAUGCUUGUAAAUAAUCUUUUUUCGGUGUUCUGUAAUGCAUAUGUUGAGCUUCUGUAGUGCCUUAGAGUUUUGAGCUUCUUCUGGUUGAUAAUAUAUACAUGCUGUAAUAUUCAAAUAUCUUCUAUAUAUAUGUAUCUUGUAAUUUUAAUUUUA